CUGUUUCUAAACACGGAGGGCUCCGAGGGCUGUUGAGGCGUACGGUCGGGCCUAUGGGAACGCUACCCGUCUCAUAGCGAUGUGCGGCCGUUGCGGGCAGCGAACAGCUGCGUUAAAAAUUAUGCUGUGGCCAACGUCACCGAAGGCGUAAUUAAAUGGUGACCAAAGUCAUUGUAAGGUUCCUGAAGAAGAGGAUUGUGCUUGCUGUCAUCUUCUGUGUGUCGCUUCUUUACUGCUUAUCGUCGCUCUUAACAGAGGACUCGCUAGGUGUCGAAACGAACGAAACUCUUGGAAAGAUUUCUCUUCCACCGAGCUCCUUCAAAUGGCAUCUUGAUAAAGAAAAGAGCAACUCGAGUGCCCCCGUUAGUUGCAGAAAUUCGGUACAAGGAAAAGUCCUCGUAGCAGAUGACCGAGGUUACGUCUGCCAAAGAUCAGAGGUUGCAUCAAAUGGCUGUUGCAUUGCUGAAGCUGCCAGCACACGACGCUACUGCUGUGAUACGUGCCAGCCCAAUGGUUGCUGCAGCAUCUACGAGUACUGCAUCUCCUGCUGCAUGCAUCCACAAAAGAUCACAAUACUGCAGAAGAUCCUAGGGAAAGCAUCGGACACUUUCAAAAUGUUGGUGGCAUCCAUCACCGACCAUUUUGAGCUUUGCCUCACAAAGUGCAGGACGUCGUCUGAUAGUGUUCAUCAUGAGAACUCGUACCGUGAUCCCAAGGCGAAGCAUUGCUACGCCGACGAGCCACCGGGUCAGCAAGUGGCAACACGAAGCCAGCUAAUGAAGGAGUAACUGAUUGGCUGGUGACUUCAUUGUGGAGUUGUGUUUUUUUUUUUUUUUUUUGAGCUCCGAACUUGCUCCAUCUUUCAGAUUUGCACAGCAUUUUUUUUUUUUUUUUCACAUGUCUGCAGUGGCUGCAAGUGAUUGAUUAAUUCAGCUUUUCACUGCCAUCUCCCAAUCUCCUGGGUAGUUCAGAUGGUCUUGUGACAACUCUAUAAGUUCAGUGGCCCCAAGUUUGAUUGCCAGACUCCAGGGCAAUUUCUUAAUAAAUUGGCAAGUUUGCUUUUUUGAGGACGCGGGUGCACUGAUGGAACACUCAUUAUCGUCAUAUGCUGAGGGAUUAUUUUAACUAACUGUCGAUUGACAAGCCUGGGCUUGUCGGCCAUAAACUGAGGGACGUAUUUUAACACACAACAUGCUGAUCUUGUGGCUGUGAUGGUAGUGUUGAAGUUUGGGCGAGUUCGUGACUUUCACUCUCUACAUGUGUGUGCAGAGAGUGAAAGUCACCUAGUAUGUGUGUCACUCUAGUAUGUGUGUGCUGUGAACAUCAUCGAAGUGAACACUGUGGUGAGUGAGGCUCAUUCACAGGACAGGUUAAGCAGGGAAUAUGGCAUUAGCGCUUUUAGAUACAAGUGUCCUUGUUCAUGCUUCGUUGGAGGUGGAGACCAGUAGUCAUCAGUGUGGUAGCCUUUGCUUUGCAUGGGCCUGGCAUGGUUCCCGUCCCGACUUGCUUUUGUAGAGUAGUCAUUGCAUCAGGCCUCACUUUGUGAAAUGGGUUCACUUCUUGUCUCGAGUGAAUUCUAUGUACUAUAAUAGCAAUGCCUUGUGGGCUUUAUUUGUGCGACUCAAGAACUGUCUUCUUUAAACGGUAGGCCUGUUUUUUGUUUUUCAUUUUUAGAAGUGUCCACUAAAUCGGUACAAUUUGCUAUGGUAUGUGAGUAGGUCUUUCAUUGGCCUAUGUCGGUUGAAUUUUAUGUACAUAGUGUUUAUUUGGUAUUGUGUAAACUCCUGUACAGCUCACUGUAAUGGCUCCUCUUUCGUACGCUACGAUAGUCGUGUACUUAUGUUCCAAGCUUCUGUCAGGAUGCCUCCGGCUACAUGCUCCUUUUUGCGGUAACCUUGUACUAGAGUGGAACCUACAGCAUCUGCUCUGACCUACUGUACUACUGACCUGCUCAGCGAGCAGAACGCCAGCGCGCCUGUUCUAUCUCAUAUUUCUGCCACUACGAGCCUUGUGGCGCUACUAGUUAGCCCACCUGUGCCGCACUUUUGCUGUCGUUGGCUUGCAUCAAGCUGCGAUGUUUGCGUGGGUAUGCACUUUGUACGACAAAGAAAAUGAGCAAAAUCGACAGUAAUGCCGCAGUGCUGCGUGCCUUUGUGCAAAUCACGACAUGGUAAGACACCUGGCAUGUGCAUUAUAUUGAGUUCCCGGUUUAUGCACGUGCGUGAAAAAAAUGGAUCAAAGCAUGCAGUUUCCAGAAAGGGCGAGGCUGCCCUAGUGUUAUUUGGCUGAGCCGUGCUCCCUCAAGGGCUGCAGAAGAUAGCGCCAACCUUUCCUUUUCCAAACGAACGCUACAUGCAAUAAAUUGUUCACGUACGAGAUGUGCUUACUCGUACCUUUAUUUUCACUCAGUGGCAUUUCCCGAUUUCCUUCACUGCCGGUGUCAAAUUUGCAUUGCGAGCAUGCGGCCCCGUAGAACGCCGCUAGCUGAGCAGGUCAUACAGUAGGUCGUGCCAGAGACUGAGCAGACAACACAAGUUGGUUCUUUAUUCUAUGACAACACUGUGACCGGAAGGGAGGCUUGGUUUCCCACGUUUACACCCCUUUUUUUUGGGGGGGGGGCUCACGUCUGGUGUAGUUUAUCCACCAGUGCUAGAUUCUUGUAAAACGGAGUAUAGCUGAGGGGUGUUUAUUAUGCAGGCCACACACCACCCUCUUCGUAGUUAUAAAUUACUAAUAAAAUUUAGUACCUACUCGUAUCCGGUGCUCCUGUAAGAAGGAAUGUUUUCAGCAAGAACUGUGUAGGAGGUCAAGGAAGUGAGUGAUGAAAUUGCUUGAUGCACUAUGACCUGCGCCGAAGUGGGCUCCAAUGCCCUGCACACAAUUGUAAUGUGUACAUUUGUUGUCAUUUUGUGUUGGGGGUUUGUAUGUUUUUUAUUGUGAAUAUUGUAGUCAGCUGGGGGCCUUUAUGCCUGUAUAUAGCGGCCUGUCUUCGUAUUUUGGAGGGAAAGGGUCUCACUAUCAAUUAAAAAAAUUAAAUAAAGAUGUUUACACUGU
Molecule: messenger RNA, 3054 nt
Organism: Dermacentor silvarum
Lineage: Eukaryota; Metazoa; Arthropoda; Arachnida; Ixodida; Ixodidae
Product: SREBP regulating gene protein-like
Exons: 6
Coding region: 156-788 (210 amino acids)
Biological process (GO): positive regulation of SREBP signaling pathway
Source: RefSeq, a predicted model, not a curated record